AUGCUGUCUCAGGCCUCAAUCCCAGAGAUUCAGGAAGACACAAUUGGUAAUGCCAUUGAAGAGCGUAAGGCCAAGUUUCUGCAGUUUCAAACCUUAGGUCCUCCAGAUUUGAUAUCGUUGGUGAAAUAUGCGCCUUCCUCGAAUUCCAAUUCGCAAAAUGCCAAGAAUCGGUCUAUGCAGCUGGAACCUAGCUCUUCAAAUAUAAAUACUCAAGAUUUGCAUUCCCAUGACAAACUAAAGGGCGAAAUUGGCACAUUUCUGUACAGUGUUGGUGUCGAUACGUCUGACCCCACUUCUAUCGCCGUUUCUCUCAAGAAUUUGGCAGACCUGAUCUCGGAAAAACCUCAGAACUGGUUCGGAAAGCAGAAGCACUACAAAGUAGCGAGAGUCACUUAUGCCACCUGGAACGCAUUCAGAAAAUGCGAUGUGCAGGUUGUAGUGCGCAUUCCAGGAGCAGUUCAGUCUUACAUUUUGGACUCGCGUGGUGAAGUUUUACAGAUUCCGCACAAUGAGCGUGAAACUUUGUGGACGGAAACAUUCGUUUGCGGCGUUGUUCGCGCAAUUACUGUCAUGACCGAUAAUGUGGAUGAAGGGGAGGUCAACAAUGUCGUUGAAACGCGGAUUUUGAAUCCACUGACUUCGGGUGAGCUUGGUGAAGUCUCGGAUCGUUUCAUCGAUGUAUUUCCACUCGUCUAUUCGCAAGGUCAAAACUUAGGCGCUCCCUGUAAUGUGGCCGCCCCAUCACGCACCAACAAUUACUUGUGCGAGACUUUACUGCAUGUCACCAGACUUACACAGAACUUUGAGAGAUGUCGAAAGAUGCUUACUAGUUUGAUCGAAAAGCACCCAGAAUGUGUGGUUCUAUUAGCAAAGCUCUUAAUCGAGGCUGAUCUCAAGAUCGAUGCCAUAACACUUUUGCACGAAGAGUUUUCGAAACAAGGGUCUUCGCUGACAAGCUACCGUUCAGAACUUCUUUGUAUUCAAGCGCAAUUCCUAUUAGAACAGAAGAAGGACUUCAAAGCUGCUCAACUGCUGGCACAAGCUGCUGUGGACUGUGCUCCUAGUGAGUUCAAACCUUGGCACCUUUUGGUUAGGGCAUACAUCGGCUUGAAUGAUAUCGAAAAUGCGCUUCUGUCAUUGAAUGGAUGUCCAGUCACACCGCACAAAGAAAAAUACAGCUUCAAGCGAGUCGUGAGUUUGGGGCAGGAUUCGCCUAACUUGCAUUUACCUCUUCCGAUAGAUGUAAUCCUCGAAGACGUAACUAGCCUCAGCUCCGCAGAUGUAGCCAACGAACACAAGGCUUUGAGUUCGUCACUACUCAACCUUCCUGCUGCAACACUCAAAGCCAAUGCCAAGACAAGAUACAAAUAUCUCACUGAGAUUGCUCUAAAAACAGGGUGGGAGGCCCUGUUGAAGUACAGAUCAAAGUUGUUUGUGAUGGAAGAGGAAUACCAGGUGACAUCGACGCCUCCUCCCGAUGCGGAGACGAACGGUUCUUGCGAUCUCAUUCGUGGCAAAAGAUUGUGCGAAAGGUGGCUGGACAGUUUGUUCAUGGUGCUUUACGAAGAUCUCAAGACCUACACUUUAUGGCAGGCAGAGCAGCUUCAUUUCGAGGCUCAAAAUUCGCGGUAUCAAAAAUCCACUGCGGAAUGGGAACUGCUGGGUCUAUGUGCUUGGCGUCUGGGCCACGUUGAGGAAGCUACCCAAGCGUUCCAAAAUGGACUUUCGCAGCGUUUUUCUGCAGAGUCUUCCAGACGGUUGUUGCAGGCAUACCUUUUUGACCGCGAAAAAGUGAAACAGAACAGAGAUGCAUCUUCUUCACAGACAAUGAGCACUAUUCUAGAUAUAGACAACAAUCUAGUCGACCUGUGCGUUAGACUGUGCUGCUGGAACCACCGCUGGUAUUGUGAGUUUUCUGUGCUGCAGCUAGACGUUCUCUCCCACGUUGUACACGACAUCGGUCUAACCAAGCUAUCUAACGAGAUUCGGGCCCGUUUUCCGGAGACUGUUGUACAGCUUGUUGAGGACAAUCUGCUCGAUUUUAUCGCGAAUUACACUCAUGGCAGUUAUGAUAAGUGA
Lachancea lanzarotensis is the source of this 2079-nucleotide messenger RNA. RefSeq names its product LALA0S05e04192g1_1 (gene BCH1). Bases 1 to 2079 code for a protein of 692 amino acids. The record is from RefSeq and is a predicted model, not a curated record. Gene Ontology annotation, biological process: Golgi to plasma membrane transport. Gene Ontology annotation, molecular function: protein binding. Lineage: Eukaryota; Fungi; Ascomycota; Saccharomycetes; Saccharomycetales; Saccharomycetaceae. The transcript has 2 exons. Gene Ontology annotation, cellular component: exomer complex.